AUGGCGAGAGGCUCAGCACCCGAAGGGAGCCCAGUUGUGCCCAGCACAGACGGAAACAUAAAUGAAAUUCAAAAGCCUGGAGAGGGUCCACCCGCUGUGCCGCAACCGGUGGACUAUACCGACCUGUAUGAGCGCAUCAAGGACAAGCCUUGCCGUGUCGUUCAGAUCAACCAGCAGCUGGAAGGGUUCAACGGCCGCCCAUUUCGGACACGGUCAGAUAUUAUAGAACGUGAGCUUGAGCCGAUACACAAGGCACAGACGUUGUCGGAGGUGCACGAAGAGCUUGACGCUGCGGGCCUUCGCCUGAAGCAGUUGGGAGUCUUUAGCCAUGUGGAGUUCGUUGCGCACGAAGAGCCGCUGGACGACCCCUCGGCUUGCACGGUCGACGUGCACCUGGAGGAGACCAACUGGUACAAGAUCCGGGCAGCGACCUACGUCGAGGACAGCGAGCGCACCUUCGAGCUGGGGGCAUCACUAACUAACGCGCUGGGAAACGCCGAGCACCUGGGCGCGAAUUUCGAGUAUGGCACCGAAAAUAGCCACACCGCCAGCGUGUCGUACAGGCAACCACGAGCGAUGGGGCUCCCCUUCCUGUUGGAGCUGCGGGGCUCCCAGUUGUUCCGCAACAACCAGAAGGCUUCCUCGUACACGGAGCAGCUCCGGGGUGCCGUGCUGGGGUUCAAGAGCUUGAACGGCCGACACACCUUGGAGUACGAGCUAGGGUGGCGGAGACUCCUAGAUCCCUCCAGGUCGGCGUCCAGGGCGGUCGUGGCGCAGAUGGGCGACUUCCUGAAAUCCGCCCUGCGCUACACGGCAGUAGCUGACCACCGCGACUUGGGGGCGGGUGGUGCAGCGGCAGCACUGGGAGGCGCGGGCUGGGCCGUCAAGUCGACGACGGAGGUAGCGGGGCUGGUACCGCCCAGCAGCAGUGGCGCCGGGGGCAGCAGCCUGGGCACUGGUGGUUAUUGCGGUGGUCCGGUGGACCUGGUGGCUAAUGUGCCCAUGGACGAUACUGGGGCGGUGGUCUUCAGUCUGGGGCUGUCUGCAGGUCUACUGUUGCCAUGGGGGGAGGGAGCUCUGUCCCGGCCCUCGUGUAUUGCGGACCGUUUCUUCCUGGGAGGGCCUUCAUCCCUCCGAGGCUUCAAGUACAAGGGUGCGGGUCCUUCCGACGUGCGGCGGCCGCCAGCGGGCACAUCCCGGGGUGAGCAGGCGCAACUUAGCGGCCGACGGGAUGCGCUAGGAGGAGACGUAUACACCUCCAUCUUUGCAUCGCUCAUGUUCCAGUUGCCGCACCCCGCACUGAAGCUGCUCAACCUGCAUGGACACGCGUUCGUGAACGGGGGCAACGUGAUGCAGCUGUCAGGCACGGGUCGCGCUCCCGCGACGUUGUUGUCCGACUUCGGUUCCACCUUCCGGUGGUCGUGUGGCACCGGCCUGGUGGUACCGACACCCUUGGGUCGCUUCGAGGCCAACUACUGCGUCAUCUUGUCGUCUCAGGAGCACGACCGGGUCCGGCGGGGAAUCCAGCUGGGUUUCGCUGCAAGCAACAUGUAG
Molecule: messenger RNA, 1554 nt
Organism: Volvox carteri f. nagariensis
Lineage: Eukaryota; Viridiplantae; Chlorophyta; Chlorophyceae; Chlamydomonadales; Volvocaceae
Exons: 10
Coding region: 1-1554 (517 amino acids)
Biological process (GO): protein insertion into mitochondrial outer membrane
Cellular component (GO): SAM complex; outer membrane
Source: RefSeq, a predicted model, not a curated record